Hordeum vulgare subsp. vulgare (domesticated barley) is the source of this 731-nucleotide messenger RNA. RefSeq names its product lipid transfer protein EARLI 1-like. Bases 119 to 520 code for a protein of 133 amino acids. The record is from RefSeq and is a predicted model, not a curated record. NCBI's taxonomy places the organism in Eukaryota, Viridiplantae, Streptophyta, Magnoliopsida, Poales, Poaceae. The transcript has a single exon.
UUUCUUCUUGCUCUAUAACUAGCACCCCGAGGUCCCUUCAUCACAGUUGCACUGGACACACACAGCCAGAGUUAACUCUAAACCCUGUAGCAGACGCACAGUAGCUUGGUAGGAAGCCAUGGCGAGGAAAGCGGCGGUGAUCGCCACGCUGCUGGCCCUGAACCUGCUCUUCUUCACCGUCGCUGACGGCUGCGGCUGCCAGCUGCCUAACCCGCCGGGGGGAGGAGGGGGCGGCGGCGGUGGGGGAGGAGGGAGCGGUGGCUGCCCGAUCGACACGCUGAAGCUUGGGGCGUGCGCGAACGUGCUGGGUGGGCUGAUCAAGCUGCGGCCGGUGACGACGCCGAAGCAGACCUGCUGCUCGCUGCUCCAGGGGCUGGCGGACCUGGAUGCGGCCGUGUGCCUGUGCACGGCGCUCAAGGCCAACAUCCUGGGCAUCCACCUCAACGUCCCCGUCGACCUCAGCCUCCUCGUCAACUACUGCGGCAAGAACGUCCCCGCAGGCUUCCAGUGCACCUCCUAGAAGGGGGUGCGAUUUUGAGCAGGCCAUGCAUGGCUGACUCAGAGAAGUUGUGUGGGUUCCAACAAAAUGGUCAUCAAAACCGGGUUUAGGCUGCUCAAGAUUGGAAGUCGAAUGGUUUCAGGAGUUCAGGGGAGUAAUCUGUCCGGUUUUCAGAGUUAAGGGGUGUAAUACGAUCUUUUCAACAAGUUCGCGGGUGAUUUCUUGCGGUAAA